CCCUUAAACCAAUUGGAUGAGUGUGUGCGGAGCAGAGCGCGACUGAGGAACUUGGAAGCUCAGUAAAUCUCAAAGCAAAUCCCUUUAGCUGUGAGUUGACAUGGCUUGACUGAUCUCUGCGGGAAGUUUCAGGAAAUGCAACAGGUGGAAGAGUCCAGGCAAUGAACUGUGGACUGCUCUCCCUGUAGCGUCGCCGGCUAGCUGCUGCUGUGUGUGCUUGAAGGUGCUUGUGGGAGUCGGACAGGGAAACAACUGCGCACUCUUUCACACGGUCAAGUGGCACCAUGGAUGACAACAGCCUCAAUCACUCCAAUGUAAAGGUCGCUGUUCGAGUGCGACCAAUGAACAGGAGAGAAAAAGACCUAAAAACAAAAUGUGUGGUGGAGAUGGAAGAGAACCAGACAGUUCUGCAUCCAGCCAUCACCAAUGUGAACAAGGGGGACACACGGAAUCAGCCAAAGGUUUUUGCCUAUGAUUAUUGUUUCUGGUCUAUGGACGAGUCUCAAAAAGACAAGUUUGCAGGUCAGGAUGUAGUGUUCCAGUGCCUUGGGGAGAGUCUGCUGGACAACGCCUUCAUGGGCUACAACGCCUGCAUCUUUGCUUAUGGACAGACAGGCUCUGGGAAGUCGUACACCAUGAUGGGCUCAGCGGAACAGCCAGGUCUCAUCCCUCGGCUCUGCAGCUCCCUGUUCAGCAGGACUAUAAAGGAGGCCCGUGAAGGAGAGAGCUUCACUGUGGAGGUCUCCUACAUGGAAAUUUACAAUGAGAAAGUCAGAGACCUGCUCGACCCCAAAGGAAGUCGACAGGCACUGAGAGUGAGAGAGCACAAAGUUUUGGGGCCUUAUGUCGACGGCCUGUCACGCCUGGCUGUGGCCAGCUAUAAGGACAUCGAAUCUCUGAUGUCAGAGGGAAAUAAAUCUCGUACAGUGGCAGCCACAAACAUGAACGAAGAGAGCAGCAGGUCACAUGCUGUGUUCAACAUUAUCCUCACUCACACACUCAUGGACCUACAGUCUGGGACGAGUGGAGAGAAAGUGAGCAAGCUGAGUCUGGUGGACCUGGCAGGCAGCGAGCGGGCGGCAAAGACCGGAGCAGCAGGGGAAAGACUGAAAGAAGGCAGCAACAUCAAUAAGUCUCUCAGUACUCUAGGUCUAGUUAUCUCGGCUUUGGCUGACCAUGGAGCAGGGAAGAACAAGAGCAAGUUUGUUCCGUACAGAGACUCUGUGCUCACCUGGCUGCUCAAGGACAGCCUGGGAGGGAACAGCCGCACAGCCAUGGUCGCCACCAUCAGCCCCGCAGCGGACAAUUACGAUGAGACCCUGUCUACCCUGCGUUACGCCGACAGGGCGAAAAGCAUCGUCAACCACGCCGUCGUCAACGAGGACCCCAACGCCAGGAUCAUCCGAGAGCUGCGAGAGGAAGUGGAGAAACUGAGGGAGCAGCUCACAGAGGCUGAGUCCAUGAAGGCCCCAGAGCUGAAAGAACGACUGGAGGAAUCAGAGAAACUGAUCCAAGAAAUGACAGUGACCUGGGAGGAGAAACUCAGGAAGACUGAGGCUGUUGCACAGGAGCGUCAGAAGCAGCUGGAGAGCCUGGGAAUUUCUCUGCAGUCCUCUGGAAUCAGAGUGGUGGAUGACAAGUGUUUCCUGGUCAACCUCAACGCUGAUCCUGCUCUCAACGAGCUGCUGGUCUACUACCUGAAGGAUCACACGCGUGUGGGCUCAGCUGACUCACAGGACAUCCAGCUGUGUGGGAUGGCCAUCCAAACUGAGCACUGCGUCAUCGACAUCACUGAGAACAACGGCGUGGUGCUCACUCCUCACCGCAACUGUAGAACAUGUGUGAAUGGUGCUGCAGUCACUAGUCCAGUCCAGCUGCAUCAUGGUGACAGAAUACUGUGGGGUAACAACCACUUCUUCAGGAUCAACCUGCCCAGGCAUAUGGUCCAUGCAGGGGGUGAGGAUGAGGAGGGCGGCACUGUGAUGAAGACCAGCCUGAGCACUGACCGGCUGGAGGCGGAAUUCGACGCGUCCAGCGACGUGUCGAGCGAGCGGAGCUUCAGUUAUGAGUUUGCCCAGGCUGAGGUCAUGAUGAAAGGCAUGGGCAGCAACGACCCCUUACAGUCAGUGUUACAGACCCUGGAGAGGCAGCAUGAGGAGGAGAAGCGCUGCGCCCUGGAGCGGCAGAGGCAAAUGUACGAGCAGGAGCUGCAGCAGCUCCGCCAGAGACUCACCCCGGAGAAACCCACCCACCUCCUGGACGCACCAGGUCUCCCGCUCAGUGCCGCUGCUGCUGCUGUGACGUCACCUGGCUCCCACAAACGCAUGCGGCGGUGGAGUGAGGACAGAGAGGCGAUGAUGACUCGCAGCCUGCGGCGCCUGAGAGAGCAGAUAGUUCGGGCCAACCUCCUGGCUCAGGAGGCCGGCUUCAUCGCAGAGGAGCUUAACAAGAGAACAGAGUACCUGGUCACUCUUCAGAUACCUGCCACUAACCUGGAUGCCAACAGGAAGCGUGAUGUGGUGCUGAGCGAGCCGGCCAUCCAGGUCCGUCGUAAAGGUAAAGGGAAGCAGAUCUGGGCCAUGGAGAAGAUGGAGAACAGGCUGGUGGACAUGAGGGAGCUCUACCAGGAGUGGAAGGACUUUGAUGAAGACAACCCUGUGAUGCGGUCUUAUUUCAAACGUGCCGACCCAUUCUUCGAUGAACAGGAGAAUCACAGUCUGAUUGGUGUGGCCAACGUGUUCCUGGCCUGCCUGUUCUACGACGUCAAGCUGCAAUAUGCAGUGCCCAUCAUCAACCAGAAGGGAGAGGUGGCAGGUCGGCUGCACAUGGAGGUGUGGCGGGGUACAGAGGACUCUGAGGAGGUGGGUCCAGGACAGUUUGAAACUCAGCUGAGCAGCACAGAUGGAGAUCCACAGGAACGUAAACUGGACUGUGUGGUGAAAAUCCUCCAGGCCACUGGUCUUCCUCGCCACUUGUCCAACUUUGUCUUCUGUAGUAUCCACUUCUGGGGUCAGGAGGAGCCCGUGUUCAUCGCUCCAGAGGUGGCGCCAUCCAGCUCAUCAUCAGCCUCUAGAGACCCACAGUGCACCGUGGUCUUCGACAGUGCCAAGGAGCUGUCUGUGCCUGUGUCAGAUGACUUUGUGGAGUUUUUGACUGAGGGGGCUGUGGCCAUUGAAGUGUACGGCCACAAACAGGUCAACCACCGCAGAAACCUGGCGCUGUGGGACCUCGGAGUGAUUCAAGCCAAGACCAGAACCCUCAGAGAGAGGUGGAGUGAGGUGACCCGUCGACUGGAGAUGUGGGUGCAGCUGAUGGAGCUGAAUGAGGCCGGAGAGUUCACGGCUGUAGAGGUUCUUCCUGCCAAAGACAUACGCACCGGAGGAAUCUUUCAGCUCAGACAGGGUCAGUCCCAUCGGGUCCAGGUGGAGGUGCGUUCGGUGCCUGACUCAGGCACCAUGCCCCUCAUCGCUGCCUCCAUCCUCUCUGUGUCCAUCGGAGACGUCAAGGUCCGACAGAUGCGUCCCUCCAGAGGCAGCGAAUCACAUUGGGCUGGGGAUGAAGAAAUGGACAGCUAUCAGGAGGUAGACCUGGAGAGGAUGAGGGAACAGUGGCUGGUCACCCUCACUCAGAGACAGGAGUAUUUGGACCAGCAGCUACAGAAGAUCGUUUCCAAACCAGAUAAGUCAGAGGAUGAUGUUGAGAGGGAGUCCCAGCUGCUGGAGUGUCGUCUGACUCUCACAGAGGAACGAAACGCCGUUCUGGUACCGUCAGCUGGCAGCGGCAUCCCAGGAGCUCCAGCAGAGAGGGUUCCUGUCCCCGGAAUGGAAACACACAUUCCUGUCCUGUUCCUGGAUCUCAGUGCUGAUGAUUUCCAGUCCAGUCUUUCAGCGCCGUUGGCUGGGGGGCUGGACGCUUUACUCAGCGGCGAAGAUGACGACGAGUUCUUUGACCUUCACAUUGUUAAACACUACGAUCCAGAGGUGAAGGUGGAGGCUUCCUGGGACUCGACGGUCCACGAGUGCCCCCAGCUGAGUCGCGCAGCGUCAGCUGACCAGAGGGUCUACCUGACGGUGCGCGCGGCGGUUCAGCUGAGCCACCCAGCCCACAUGCAGCUGGUCCUCAGGAAACGCAUCUGUGUCAACGUCACUGGGAGACAGGGAUUCGCCCAGAGUCUGCUGAAGAGGAUGUCUCAGCGCAGCACCAUCCCCGGCUGUGGAGUCACAUUCGAAAUUGUCUCUAACAUCCCAGGGGACAUCCAUGGUCCAGAGGACAGGGAGAUGUUGGCCAGGCUGGCUGCCAGUGCCGAGGACGACCAGUCAGCUGACAGCGAAGCAGCCAUAGAGAAAUACCUCCGGAGUGUCCUGGCUGUGGAGAACAUCCUCACUCUGGACCGCCUGAGACAGGAGGUGGCUGUGAGAGAACAGCUGGCAGUCAGAGGAAAACCUCCCAGACGCUGCCUGAGCUCUCCAAACAUUAACCGGCUGUCAAGCAGCAGUCUGGAUCUCUGCUCCUCCUCUCAUCGGCUCCAUGACUUCAAUGGCUGGCAGAGCCACCAGGAUCUUUCUGUGGUGCCUCCUCCCUCCAGACGCACACUGCCCAGUUCCAUAUCCCAGAACCUGAACCCAGAAGCAGUGCAUUCAGGCUUUGCUGCAUCUUAUCUCCCCCCAGUCAAGGCCGUGCCCAAGCUGCUGAAGUCACUGCUUCCUGGUGGGAAGGAAGAUAGUAGAGAGCAGACAGCUGUCCAUCAGCAGAGCUUGCCACGCAUCAUGGUGCAGUCAGCCAGUGUCGAAGAGGGCAUGGGCAAACAUCAGCAACCCAUUCCCAUUGAGGAAAUCAUUCCUGCUGACAUCCAGGUGGAGAUCCCCAGAUCUAUGCCUCUACCACCACCAAUCAUCCCAGAAACAGAAGAAUCCACCCCCAGCCCCAUGAGCGAAGCAUCCAGUGGAUACAUGUCAACCAGCAUAUCUACAGCAACGCUGUCAGAGGUCUACACAUUGAGCUGGGACCUACCCCAGUCAUCCGGCUUUGAGAUGGUGCCAGAUGAAGAGGAUGAGGACAAUAAGGUGACACAAUCUAACACUUACCCUGAAUCUUCAGAGAUUCUAGAAUCAUUGCAGGUUUUGAACAGCAAGGCAGCUGCAGAGAGGACUGACUUGCCACUAUCCAAACCAUUUGAUUCUCCAUCAGAUUCAAAUCUGAGGCAAGAACCAAAUCAGUCUCUAUCAGUUCAGUUGAAGGAGCAAGCAAAGCCUGACUUAGCUGCAGAAUCAGACUUGCCAGGUCAGACCAAACAAAAGCAAGACUCAACAAUGGACCAGAUUGAAUUAGACAAUUUGGGGAAACUCAAAGAUUCAUCAGAAGUACAGGAGAAUGAAACCAAACAGACAGAGUUACUGCAAACAGACUACUCAAAAUCCAAGAACCCUGUGAUGGAAGAACUCGAGCUACCUGCCAAAGACUUGGCAGACACUGAAAUGUCAAUCCUUGACGCAACACAACCGUCUGCCCAAGAAGAUCAAAGUCAACUGGAAUUGAUAGUCCCACAGCCUCAGCAAUCCAACCAAGACAAGGCAACCUUUGACAGUACUAAAGAUCCAGCUCCAAACCUGAUCCUAGAUUUGUCUGAAGACACAGCUCCUUCUUUAGAACCACCUGGAGACACAGCUCACCAAGCUCCAACAAAGGAACUAUCAACCUCUGAGGCCUCAGACCCAAAUGGUGCCUCCAUCCUGACCUCAUCCUCAGCAGCAGAUAAGAUCCAACAGGAAUCGCCUGCCGAUGCAUCAACAAAAGCUACCACAGCUCCCACUCCUCUGUCCAACAUUGCCUCUAAACCUGCUGCAGUGGCCAACCCCUUCAAGAUACAGAAAGUCAAGUCCUCAGACCUCAAGUCCUUUCAACGUAUUCUGGGUGAGGAGGAGACUGGGCACAUGGACCAGGCCAGCAGCCUUGGAACAGGACUUAACCUGUCUGUGCCAGUGGAAAGUCUGGAAAUCAUCUCUGACUCUGAGGAAGGAGAUGCAGCUGCUACUACUGUUCUUCCUGACUGGUUGAAAGAGGGAGAGUUUGUGACUGUGGGGACCAAUAAGACUGGUACUGUAAGAUAUGUGGGACCCACAGAUUUUGCAGCGGGUACCUGGGUGGGAGUGGAACUGGAGGUACCGGCAGGAAAGAAUGAUGGCUCAGUGGGUGGUAAGCACUACUUCCACUGUAACCCUGGUUAUGGGGUGCUGGUAAGGCCUGACAGAGUGACCCGCGGUGGUGCCAAACGCCGUCGCCAACAGCAAAAGCGCCGUAGUGCCAACCUGUCUGGAUCCAGCCCAAACCUGGCUGCCCUUACUGCUCUGGCCAAAGGUGAAGCUGGUGCAGCAUCAACCAGCCGCAGCAAAGGAGAGAACCGCAAGUCCUGGAACACUUGAAAGGUUCAAUAUCUGCUAAAUAGCUAAUUGCUAGACACGCACUCAGCCAUCACCCAGCAGCUGAUUGAUGUGAUUAUAGGGUAAGUUUGAUCAAAGAGUGACACCACAGUGUUUUAUUUGGGCAGAUUUACUACAGAUUUCACUCUAUCUGGUCCUUAACUUAGUUUUGGCAAUACAAGAUGAGUCACUCCAUGCUCCUCUGUUGAGAGAAGGAACCCAUCAGAUCUAUUAUUCAUUUUAUUUAUCAUGUGUUCAAGAGCUGUAUUACUAUUAUUUUUAUUACCUGAUGAACCUAGUGAUUGAAAACUUCAGAGAAAUAUUGAAUGUCUUAUCAGAAAAUGUGAAUGUUUUAGGUAUGUAUAUGCAAAUGACCAAUUCUCUAAUUAAUUUCAUUUUAAAUGGUGGAUGUAUCAUUUUAGAAUGUAUUUAUUUCUGUGACAUUAGAUAACAAUCAAAGCACUGCCUCAAAAUUAGUUUUUUUUUUCUUUGAAAAUAUUACACCACCUGCCAGGCAAAAGUGUAUUUGUAUAAGGGUCAAAUAUUAAAAGUAGCUUAAGUUCACUGGAUGACACCGGAUGACUCCAGAGGUUGCACAACACCUUCAUGUGCUCAUAUUUCUACUGUUCAAAAGAUACUAUGCAGCUGUAUGUUUGGAUGGACUUCCAAGUCUCUCAAAUUUCUUGAUACCUAUUUGUAAUGUUUUCUUGUGCCUUGAAAUACUUUGACUACUACUCAGCACACAUGCCUUACUGAUACACCACCAAAUACUGUUUUGUCAGUAGGUUGAAAACUUUUCACUGUCAAAGCAGUUUUUUUUUUUUUUUUUUUUUUUAGCUCUUGAAAGUGUAUCUGUACUGUUCUACAAACUUGCACUCUGUCUGCUGACAAAUUCUGCUGAAAUUUUAGUACAUUUUGUAAAACCAGAUUUGAGUGAGUAGUGAGUGUGUGAAGACUGAUUGGGAGUGACUUAAUUUUAAAGAGAGGUGUGUGACAGUUUGAAAUACUUUCUUGCGAGCAAGUCAUUGAAUUAUACUGUGUUUGGGAGACUUGUGAUUUUUACAAUAAGGGAUUUUCUUUGUCAUAAUGCAUUUAGUAUUAAUGUCUGGUAAAUAAGAUAUUUUAUACAUAUGCAUUCAAAUUGAUCAUUUUGACCAGUUGGAUGCUUAUUUAUUUAAAGAUGAAGACAAGAUAUUGUUGAUACUGAAAAGCAAAAAUCUACUUUUUUUUAUUGAUGUUAAAUAAAUGUAAUUCUCCUCAUGCCUA
Messenger RNA from Lates calcarifer (barramundi perch), 7682 nucleotides. Its product is annotated as kinesin-like protein KIF13B. NCBI's taxonomy places the organism in Eukaryota, Metazoa, Chordata, Actinopteri, Centropomidae. Gene Ontology annotation, molecular function: ATP binding; microtubule motor activity; microtubule binding. Gene Ontology annotation, biological process: regulation of protein localization; microtubule-based movement. The record is from RefSeq and is a predicted model, not a curated record. Gene Ontology annotation, cellular component: adherens junction.